Messenger RNA from Osmerus eperlanus (European smelt), 4865 nucleotides. It is a transcript of the gene aff2, whose product is annotated as AF4/FMR2 family, member 2. Gene Ontology annotation, cellular component: nucleus; nuclear speck. Gene Ontology annotation, biological process: regulation of RNA splicing. NCBI's taxonomy places the organism in Eukaryota, Metazoa, Chordata, Actinopteri, Osmeriformes, Osmeridae. The record is from RefSeq and is a predicted model, not a curated record. Gene Ontology annotation, molecular function: G-quadruplex RNA binding.
GAUACGCACACAAUAUCUAUGUAGACCGACGCAUAGCCUUCGCUUAGCAGGCACCGGUUCCUUUACCGGAUCAGACAACGGACCGGGACCGACAAUGGACCUAUUCGAGUUUGACUUCUUUCGGGACUGGGAGCUGGAGCAACAGUGCCAUUUUGAGCCGGACCGCAGCGCUCUGAAGAAGAGAGAGUGGGAGAGGAGGACACAGGAAGUGCAACAGGACGAGGACCUCUUCUCCACUGGCUUCAACCUGUUUGGAGAGCCCUACAAGACAAACAAAGGCGAUGCCCUUGCCAAUCGAGUGCAGAACACCUUGGGGAACUACGACGAGAUGAAGGAGCUCCUGACCAGCCACUCCAACCAGAGCCACCUCGUUGGCAUCCCCAAGAACUCCGUCCCCCAGACCCCCGGCCCGGAGAGGAACCCCGCCGACCAGGCCGGCUUCUUCCAGCCCGAGGCCCAGAGAGGAGGGGGCAGAGCAGGCACAGCAAGCGGGAGCCUCCACACCACCUCCACCAGCUCUGGAUCCAUGCCCCCUCCCCCCAUCUUCCUCCCGUCUGGUGGCCUCACGCAAGGGCACCAGAGCUCCAAGAAGUCCCGGUCGUCCGAGGGGAGCAGGGGAGGUCACGGGUCGAGUGGUGCCCAGGGCCAGGGGCUAGGUCUGGGGGGUUGCAGGGGAAAACCCCAGGUCCAGGACACCCAGAACCAGAGACACGAGGACCUGUUCAGCAUCCAGGCCGACAGCCUGAUUGGCACCAAGGCAGACUCCAGCCCCGCCUCUUCCUCCUCUAGCUCCUCCCUACCCAGGAGACAUGCCCCGCCCACCAAGCCCAGCUCCUCCUCCUUGGUCCUGGAGCACCUUAAAUCCUCCCCGUUUGAGCAGGAGGCGGGGUCUCACAUCUCCUCGUCCCCAUUGGCCUCCACUUCCCUCCUGGCACGCCCAGCGGCCUGACCCACGCCCACGGCAAGUGGUUAACCACACCCACUUCCGGGGACUCUGGCUGUGAAGCCCAGUGCUCCCUUACAAAAGCCCACCGCCUAUGUCCGCCCUAUGGACGGGCAGGACCAGGUGCCCAACGACUCACCUGAGCUCAAGCCCCCCCUAGAGGUGGGCGACGGGUACACAAACCCAGCCUACGGUUCAAGCACAGCCAGCUCCAAGAACAAGCUGCCCAAGCUGACCCUAACCCAGACAGGAGAGGUAAGUGGCUUUCCUCCCCUGGUUUUCUACAAAGACUGGCUUUGGUUCGGCAAGCUAGGCAGGUUCUUUGCGUGCUGGUUGACAUUGGGCUUGCAGUGCGUAACUGCGGUGGUUUGCCCCCUUCCAGCCCCUACCAAACGUUGCAAUGUUCCGGGUAACAAGCCGGCAACCAAGUCCGUGCCACAAAAAUCAAUGCUGGAGGAUGAUUUGAAGAUCAGCAGUGAUGAGGAGGACAGUGAACAACAGGUGUCUGACAAGACCAAACCCAGGACAAGCACCCUGAGCCUGCCGGUGGUGGUGUCCCGCUCGGCUGACCAGGGGCACUCCAGCGGCGCCUCAGGCAGUUCCAGCGAAUCGGAGAGCAGCUCCGAGUCCGACUCCGACAGCGAGAGCAGCUCCAGCGACAGCGAGUGCAACGGCGCCUCCCGAACCGCGACCCCCGAGCCUGAACCUCCAUCCACCAACACGUGGCAGCUAGACAAGUGGUUGAACAAGGUGACUCCCCAUAACAAGUCCCUGGUAACCCCUCAGCCAGAGAGCCAUGUUCCUCCCGUUAGCUCCCAGCCCACCCACACCCACAACCUGGCCUCCGAGAGCCCCGCCCCAGGGGUUAAGGCCAAACCUGGCAACCCAACCCCGUCCCUGGCCCUGCCUGAUCCUAAAAACCCACGAGGGCUUCUCAGUCCCGACAAAGCCAAGCCAAAAGCGGGCCAGAGGGCACCCGAGGGGCAAAGGUCAAAGGGCAAAUUGCCAAGUGUGGCGGGGGCGGAGCCAGCGGCACCUCGGCGGAGCACGGGCAAGAAACAGCCCAGGAAGGUAGAGCGCUCGUCCAGCCUGGAUGACCAACAGCAGCACCACCCACCCUGGCCCAGACCCACCCACUCCAGUCUCACCACCAACCCCCCCAGGGAAAAGGACCCCCCACCUCCACCCCUCCCACUGGAGGCCCCCCGACCAAGGACCAAGACCCCAAGCGGGAAGACAGCCCCAAGGAAAGAGCCCCGCAGCACCAGCACCACCCCCACCCCUCCUGCCCCUGCUCCUCCAGCACCCCUUCCUCCAGCGCCCCCAGCCCCGCCCGUGGACAAGAAGAAACACAGGGGACCCAGCAAGAUCGUCCCCAAGUCGAAAGAGUUCAUCGAGACAGAGUCGUCCUCCUCGUCCGAGUGCCACUCGGAUCCGGAGGAGCCAGGGAAGGUCCAGCUGCCCCCGGGCCCAGGACCCAGCACCACGGGCAGCCUGGGCAGCUUGGGAGGCCUGAAGCCCAAGGAAUGUAUCACUCUGGGAAGCACCAACCUGAGCGUGAGCAGCCUGGGAAGCUCCAGCAGCACAUCCAUACCGGACCCUGGAGGGGUAGGGGACUUAGAAGACCCCGAGGCCCUGUUCUCCCCCACCCCGCUGGGCCAAACCCACCUCCUCUCCCCCCUAAGGGACCUGGAGCACAUGAAGUCCCUCUGGGUAAAGAUUGAGCUCAGCUUCCUGACUAGGAUACCCGGGCAAGAAGUGUCCCGCAACCCCACGCCGCCCCCGCCACCGGUUGUUGUGCACGCGGUGUCUGCCAAGGUGGCGGAAACGAGGGAGAGUGGAGCCAAGCACAGGCGGCAGUCGCCGUCUUCCUCGACCCCUGUCCAGAAGCCCCCUAGCAAGAGCAAGAGGAAACACAAGUCUGAGCAUUGUGAAGCGGUCAACGGUAGCAAGAAGCUUCGCUUGGAGGCUGACUCCCUGCUCCUGCCUCCCUGCAUCUUGCCGAUACACAACCACAAGAGCUCCGGCACAAAAGACUCCUUAAGGAGACAGUCCAGGAAGGAGAAACUGCUUCCCCCCUUGCUGUCGCCCCUCUCCGACGAGCCCCCACGACAAGGCAGACCCAGCGAGUGUAGCUCCUCUUUUGGCCAGGACGGUGUGACCAGCGGCCCCACCACCAGCACCUUCCCUGCCCUGGGCCUCUCCCUGCCCCCCUCCUCCUCCUCCUCCUCCACGUCCUCCUCCUCCUCUCACAAACACCGCAGGGGAGACAGCAAAGCCUUUUCGCAUUCUAAGACGAGCAGUGAGGAGGACACCCACGGCAAGCCCUGCAGCGGUUUCCACGGCAACGGCCAGUCGGACUCGGAUAUGUGGUCGAACCCGUCGUCCAUGUCCACGGAGCACGCAGAGCCGCGGAGACCCAAGCUCACGUUCAACAACACGGUCCACAGUGCAGACUACUACAUGCAGGAGGCUAAGAAACUGAAGCACAAGGCCGACGCACUGAUGGAGAAGUUUGGCAAGGCGGUGAACUACGCCGAUGGAGCGCUGUCCUUCAUCGAGUGUGGCAACGCCAUGGAGAGAGACCCGCUGGAGGCCAAGUCUCCCUACACCAUGUACUCUGAGACCGUGGAGCUCAUCCGGUACGCCAUGAGGUUAAAGAACUUCACGAGUCACUCGGCGACGGUUGCCGAGAAGAAAUUAGCCGUGUUGUGCAAUCGCUGUUUAUCUCUGCUGUACCUGAGAAUGUUCAAGCUGAAGAAGGACCAUGCUGUGAAAUACUCUCGUUCCCUCAUGGAGUAUUUCAAGAACUCUUCCAAAAGUUCCCAAGCACCUUCACCCUGGGGAGCCAAUGGGAAGAGUACCGGCACCCCGUCGCCCCUGUCUCUGAGUCCGUCUCCGGUCAGCUCCGUCUGCAGUAGCGGCGGCGGCGGCGGCGCGUCCGGCCAGACGGGCUCCGCCCCCUCCGGCAGCGUGGCCAUCCCCCAGAGGAUCCACCACAUGGCGGCCAGCCACGUCAACAUCACCAACAACAUCCUCCGCAGCUACGAACACUGGGACACCGCAGAGAGACUGGCCGCCGAGAGCCAUGAAUUCUUUGAGGAGUUGGACUCAGUGCUGGAGCCUCUGAGCCAGCUGAGCAGCAUGACUGACCUGGUGCGCUACAUCAGACAAGGACUUCACUGGCUCAGGAUCGAGGCUCACCUUUUAUAGUGCCGGUCGACUAGGACCUGGGACUGGGCCUUGGACUGGAGCUAGGACUAGGUUUGGGUCUGAGUUUGGGAUUAUGGUCUGGGAUGAGAACUGAAGCCAGGGCCUGUGAUUGGAGUUUGAACCUAGGAUUUGGCUUGAGGCUGGACUAGUCCCGGGCUUGGGACCACAGUGCAACUGGACCUGCCACUGUCUCACAUCCAUCGCUACCUCCACCAGCAUCUCUUCUGUUCAACCACAACCCACUUACCAGCCAGCAUCUCCCUACCUUCUGACCCAAAUACCCCCAUACCCAGUAAGUCAGUAUUUCCCCACAACACAUCAGAACAUCAAAGGUCUCCAGUUUCCUUCAAGUUCACCAUCAGCUCUGUGUCUGCGUCCCCUGUUCUCCCUACUGACCUUGUCCUCCGUUCUGAUGGUCACAACCUCCUUCACAGUAAAGGACCCAAGGCUGACUUGCCCAGGUCUGUUGGAGGUAGGAUCUCUCACCAAGUCAUGCGCCACAUGGUGAAAUCCAAUAACUUUCCUGUUUUAACUGAAUUUGUUCAACAACCAACCAUACCGACAAAAACUACAAACUGGUAAUCUGGAAACUUCUGUUAUUGCUUCUGAGGGUUAGGUUUCUGAUUUCUCAUCCCACCUACCUGCUGUGGUGUGUGUAGAUCACAACUCUUUGAUAAUAAAUAUGGGCGGGUUCAUUUGUGUAUGUUCA